Molecule: messenger RNA, 1581 nt
Organism: Marmota flaviventris (yellow-bellied marmot)
Lineage: Eukaryota; Metazoa; Chordata; Mammalia; Rodentia; Sciuridae
Gene: Tbx19
Product: T-box transcription factor 19
Biological process (GO): heart morphogenesis; mesoderm formation; positive regulation of DNA-templated transcription
Cellular component (GO): nucleus; chromatin
Molecular function (GO): RNA polymerase II cis-regulatory region sequence-specific DNA binding; DNA-binding transcription factor activity, RNA polymerase II-specific
Source: RefSeq, a predicted model, not a curated record
CCCUGCUCCCCAAUGAGGCUUAACAGGUUGGUGGUAUAAUUUGGGGACUUUACGGGGUGUCACACUAGGAGCUGAGGCAGGAGCCUGGGCGCCGCCCUCCCACUGCCCGGGCGCUGGCCAGCUGGGUUGAAAAGCGGGAAGGAGGAAGGAAGGGGUCAGAAGUGGGCAAGGUGCUGACAGCUCUCCGCAAAGUUUGAGAGGGCCGGUGCCAUGAGUGAGCUGGGCACGCCGAGGACCAGCGACGGCACCGUCUCCCGCCUGCUCCAUGUGGUGGAGAGUGAGCUCCAGGCGGGCAGGGAGAAAGGAGACCCCACCGAGAAGCAACUUCGCAUCAUCCUGGAGGACGCUCCCCUCUGGCAGAGGUUCAAGGAGGUCACUAAUGAAAUGAUCGUGACCAAAAAUGGCAGACGGAUGUUUCCUGUUCUAAAGAUCAGCGUCACAGGACUGGACCCCAAUGCCAUGUACUCCCUCCUGCUGGACUUUGUCCCCACGGACAGCCACCGCUGGAAAUACGUCAACGGGGAGUGGGUGCCCGCGGGCAAGCCAGAGGUCUCCAGCCACAGCUGCGUCUACAUCCACCCCGACUCCCCCAACUUCGGGGCCCACUGGAUGAAGGCUCCCAUCUCCUUCAGCAAAGUGAAGCUGACCAACAAGCUCAACGGAGGUGGGCAGAUAAUGCUGAGCUCCCUGCACAAGUACGAGCCCCAGGUCCACAUUGUGCGCGUGGGAGGCGCCCACCGCAUGGUCACCAACUGCUCCUUCCCAGAGACCCAGUUCAUAGCAGUGACUGCCUAUCAGAACGAGGAGAUAACAGCCCUCAAGAUCAAGUACAACCCCUUUGCCAAGGCCUUCUUGGACGCCAAGGAGAGAAACCACCCCAAAGACCUUCCGGAGGCUGUCUGUGAGAGCCAGCACGUGGCCUACUCUCACUUGGGAGGCUGGAUCUUUUCCAAUCCGGAUGGUGUGUGCACAGCAGGAAAUGCCAACUACCAGUAUGCGACGCCCUUGCCCCUGCCUGCUCCCCACACCCACCAUGGCUGCGAGCAUUACUCGGGGCUCCGAGGACACCGGCAAGCUCCCUACCCUUCUGCGUACAUGCACAGGAACCACUCUCCCUCAGUGAAUUUGAUAGAAAGCUCAAGCAAUAAUCUGCAAGUGUUCUCGGGAGCCGACAGCUGGACUUCCUUGUCCUCCGCUCCCCACGCCAGCAUCCUGUCUGUGCCCCACACCAACGGACCCAUCAACCCAGGGCCCAGCUCCUAUCCCUGCCUGUGGACCAUCAGCAAUGGAGGCGGGGGCCCUGCUGGGUCAGGCGCAGAGGCUCACGGCAGCACCCCGGGAGCCUUUCUCCUUGGCAGCCCAGCCGUGACCUCACCCGCCUCCGGGCUCCCCACCCAAGCUCCAGCUUCAGGCGGUGUGGAGGUCCUGGGGGAGCCCUCACUGACCAGCAUUGCAGUGUCCACCUGGACCGCAGUGGCCUCACAUCCCUUCCCAGGCUGGGGUGGCCCUGGAGGGGGUGGGCGCCACUCCCCCUCCUCUCUGGACAGUUAGGCAGUGUCCAAGGAGCCUCCGUGAGCAGAG